Colletotrichum graminicola M1.001 is the source of this 651-nucleotide messenger RNA. RefSeq lists its product as uncharacterized. Gene Ontology annotation, molecular function: DNA-binding transcription factor activity. Gene Ontology annotation, biological process: regulation of DNA-templated transcription. NCBI's taxonomy places the organism in Eukaryota, Fungi, Ascomycota, Sordariomycetes, Glomerellales, Glomerellaceae. The record is from RefSeq and is a predicted model, not a curated record. The transcript is spliced from 3 exons. The coding region runs from base 1 to 651 and encodes 216 amino acids.
AUGGAUAACACUCAGAAAACAAAAGAAAAGCGCAAAUUUCAAAACCGUAUUGCCCAGCGGCGCUUCCGGAACAGAAAGAAAGGAAUCGAUGAGUUGUUUUCGCAUCCAACUCGAGAUUUCCAGACUGUCGACAACACUAUCCAGGAGAGCUCCAACUUGGCAUGGGAUCAACAAGACACGCCGCCUCUCCCGUUGCAAUCAGACCCCCAGAAUAUCUUCAAAGACACAGAGGUUGCCAAUACGUUAGGCAUUGUCGUUGAGGACCCGUUGUUGAGUGACUUGGGUAUAUCCAUCUUGGAUCAAUGGCUACAGGACCCGUCCUUAUUGUCGCCGCUGAGCGGUGCUGAUUCCAGCACAAACUCGACAGAAAGCAGCCAUUAUCUCAAUCAACAUCAGACUGAUUCGGUGAUGCUCUAUGCUGGUAAUCUUGCCCUCGUUUCCAACAAUAACAGCGACAGCAGCGGUGGCGGCAGCAGUUACGGCAAUAUAACUCUCGAAAUUGACUACGCUAAGCGUUCUACAUUGCCCGACAACAAUUUACCUACAAAUCGUUCACACGGAACGGCUGGACAUACCUCGACCGUGGAAGGUGGACACACGGCGAUGCAAGAUAUUCUAAACCGCGCCCGCAUUAUGGGUUACUAUCUCUGA